AUGUCAAAUAUUUCAUUAAUUAAAUUUUUAACAUAUAUAAGAAUUUUCUUAUGGUAUUUUGUUAUAUUAACAAGUUUAUUAACACGUACAUUUUUUAUUAUUCAAACAUGGUCAAAAAUAUUUAUUAUAAUAUUAAUAUUUAAUAUAAUUUGUUCUAUUAUAAAUCUUAUUAUAUAUAAUUAUCGUGGAUAUUAUCAAAAAUUAAAAUAUAUAUUAAUCAUUUUUUUACCUUUAUUAACUUUUGCUACAUGUAUUAUUUAUAUUAUUUAUAUGUUUAAUAUAUAUUAUCGUAUAAUGAAUUUAUUAACAAUAAAUAUAAUGAAUAAUGAUCGAAAUAUAAGUUUAUUAUCGAAUACAUUAAAUCAUUAUAAAUGUUGUCGAAUUCAAGAAGAAAUAUUAUUUGAUUCAGUUAAUGAAAGAGAUUAUUUUAUUUUAUUUCCUACAUGUAAAAAUAUAAUUGAAGAAAAUGAAAUGAAAAAACAACAAUGGAAUAUAAUUAAAACAUGUGCACCAAUAUUUCGAUCAAUUAUAUUUUCUAUUCGAUUUUUUUUAAUAUUAGAUUUAUUAUUAUUAUCUAUUAUUAUGAUUAUUAGUUUAAUUUAUAUAUGGGACGAAACUGAUGAAUGGAUUGAUAAUAAUCAUUCAAAAUUAUUAAUAACUGAUAAUAUUAAUUAUAAAGUUAAAUAA
This is a messenger RNA of Rotaria sp. Silwood1, 687 nucleotides long. The record is from the annotation of a GenBank genome assembly. Lineage: Eukaryota; Metazoa; Rotifera; Eurotatoria; Philodinida; Philodinidae.